Molecule: messenger RNA, 2418 nt
Organism: Setaria italica (foxtail millet)
Lineage: Eukaryota; Viridiplantae; Streptophyta; Magnoliopsida; Poales; Poaceae
Product: nucleolar complex protein 2 homolog
Exons: 13
Coding region: 91-2118 (675 amino acids)
Biological process (GO): ribosomal large subunit biogenesis
Cellular component (GO): nucleolus; Noc1p-Noc2p complex; nucleoplasm
Source: RefSeq, a predicted model, not a curated record
AGAGGGCGGAAAAAGAAAAGGGAAAUCCAAACCCUAAACCCCGCCGCCGCUUCCACCCGUCGCCCGCCGUCGAGAGCAAAGGAGGCGGCGAUGGCGAAGAAGCUGGGGAAGAAGGCGCGCAAGUUCGCGCGCAAGAACCUGCAGUCCGCCGCCAAGCGCAACCGCAAGAUCCGGAACCAGUUCAACCACCGCCGCCCCCGCAGAGGUGGGAGCGGCGCUCGGGAGGAUGGAGACGAGGACUUGCUUCAGCGGGUCGACGAUGCCUCCACCAUGGCCACCAAUGAUGCUGCUGAUGCUUUGAUCAGUGGCCUUGAGUUUCCAGAGGAUGAUGUUGAAAUAGACGCAGAUCUAUCUGACAGUGAUGGCUAUCUUUCAGAGGACCCUGGGUGUCCGUACUAUUCUGACGGUGAGGAUGGAGAUGAUGUCAAAGAUUGUAUCAUGCAAGAUGGUUUGGACAAACAGAACGAUGAUAUGAAUCUGGAUAUCAAAAAACAAAAGAAAAAGCUGAAGAAGUUGCUGGAUAAGGAUCCUGAGUUUGCAAACUUCCUUGAAAAGUGGCAAGCAGAGUUGGAGAGCUACAGAAGUAAAGAAGACUCUGAUGAAGAAGAUGGGAUGGAUGCUAUGGAUGAUGAUGAUGACUCUAAUGAUGGAAAUUAUCCAAAUGCUAAGAUCCUUACAAGCAAGACUAUAAGUGAAUGGUGCCAGUUAGUGUCAAAGGAACCUAAAUCACCUGCACUACGUAAUCUGCUAAAUGCUUUUCGGGAUGCUUGUCAAUAUGGUGUUCACUCCGAUAGCCCCUCGAUGCAGAGAUUUCAAAAUACCAGAGUGUUUUAUCAGAUAAUAACAUUUGUCCUUUCUGAGUCAGACAACCUUUUUCGUGCUCUUUUGGAAAUUCCGGAUGAUGCCAACAAAGGGAGAAUUAUGAAUCUGAAAAAUUCAAAGAAAUGGCAAACUGUUGAUCCUCUCUUAAAGUCCUACUUACGGAGUUCUCUUAAUCUGCUUAGUCAACUUACUGAUAACAAAAUACUUGCCUUUGUUUUGACUCGGCUGAGAGCGUCAGCGGUUCUUUUUUCUGCGUAUCCAUCAACAGCAAGUACGCUUCUCAAGAUUUUAUUUCGCUUGUGGGCAAGUGGUGAUCAGAGCUUGUCUCUGUCUGCAUUUCUUAUGAUCCGAGAAGUAGCUUCACUGUUACCCGAUUGUUUGGAUCUCUGCUUAAUUAAAGCCUACAAUACAUACCUUGCCAGUACCAAGCUUGUGAACGACAGAAAUACAAAGCAUAUUGAUUUUCUGAUGAACUGUCUGGUAGAGCUGUAUUCUCUGGAUGUUCAGAACUCAUGUGAGAGGGCAGUAACCUCUGUGGGGCAACUGAAUGCUAUUCUUAGACAGGCUUCUAAAACAAAGGAAAAGGAAGACCUUAGGAAGAUAGAUAACUGGCAAUAUAUCAAUUGUGUGAACCUAUGGGUUCGGUUUCUGUGUUGUAACUACAAGGAUUACAAUCUCCAUCCAUUAUUUUCUCAAGUGCUUCAAGUAUUAAGAGGAGUGGCUCACUUAUUCCCAGGCACACGGUACUUACCGUUAAGAUUGAAGCUUGCGCAGAUGCUGAAUGAGCUUUCCACUUGCAGUCAGAUGUUCUUUCCCAUUCCAUCAUUGCUAUUUGACUGCCUCGAAUUUAGAGAGAUCUCUCAAAAAGAACAAACACAAAAAACAAAGGUUAACUUCUUAUCGCUAUUGAAGGUGCCAAAGAAUAUGCUGAAAUCCAGAGAUUUCCAAGAGGAGUGUGUUCUUUCAGCAAUCCAGGUUCUAUCAGCACAUUUUGCCCAAUGGAGCUACCACAUAUCUUUCCCAGAAGUAGCCACCAUUCCUCUUAUCCUCUUGAAAAGACUACAUGAGCAGACAACAAUUGAAUCGCUUCACCGCCCUAUUAAACGAUUGAUAGAUCAGGUAAAUGAGAACAAGGAAUUUAUUGAAAGGAAAAGAGAGGUGGUAUCCUUUUCACCCAAUGACAAGGCACCAGUUGAUAGCUUUCUUCAGGAGGAGAAGAGCAGUGGAAAUGCUUCAUUUACACGAUUCUAUGCAUCCAUAGCGGAAAACCGUCAACCAAAAGGGAGAAAGACUUGAAAGUGCCAACGGAAUAACUGGGAGCCAUCUGGAAACUGGUUGGAUGCCAAGUGAGGACUGGGAAAGAUUGCUUUAAUGUGGAACAUGCAUGUAUUGACCCUUGCAUUUUGGUCGCAGAUACAUGCUGACUCGCCGUUGUGUAACAUGAACUGAUGCUGCUACUCAGUUAUUCAGAUUGGGCGACGAGCAUUAUGCGCUCAGCAAUUUUGUGUCAUUGUAGCCUUGCGAUGCAUUUGUACACUAGUGUUGGUUUGAAUGGACACGGAAGGAAUGAAAAAGUUUGCUGCUGCUGGUUGAGUC